Canis lupus familiaris (dog) is the source of this 1601-nucleotide messenger RNA. It is a transcript of the gene MLLT11, whose product is annotated as MLLT11 transcription factor 7 cofactor. Lineage: Eukaryota; Metazoa; Chordata; Mammalia; Carnivora; Canidae. The transcript has 2 exons. Gene Ontology annotation, cellular component: nucleoplasm; cytosol. Gene Ontology annotation, biological process: apoptotic signaling pathway; positive regulation of release of cytochrome c from mitochondria; positive regulation of mitochondrial depolarization. The coding region runs from base 339 to 611 and encodes 90 amino acids. The record is from RefSeq and is a predicted model, not a curated record.
UUAGGGGACAAAUAACUGCUCAUUCAUUGCACCCCAGUCAGCAUGGGGGUGCUGUAAGAGCUCGGGAAUAAUUGUGCCGACCAAUAAGCCUACGGAGAUGCUUUAAUCCUGUCUCCCUCCCUAAAGUGUUCUGGAACCUAUCAUUUGAAUUAGCCGAGUCAGGCAAGGAGGGGGCGGGGAGUCCUUCCGCCCUUCUUAGGAGGGGCUGCAUUGCAGGGGGAGACUGAGCAGAUAGACUCAGCCACCGGAGAGGGAGAGAGAGUGAGAAGACAAAGCCGUCAAAACCCCAACAGCUUUCUUUUUCUCCAGCCCCGAGCAGACGCCGGAGCCCCCGAGUUAUGAGGGACCCUGUGAGUAGCCAGUACAGCUCCUUUCUUUUCUGGAGGAUGCCCAUUCCAGAACUGGAUCUGUCGGAGCUGGAAGGUCUGGGUCUGUCAGAUACAUCCAUCUACAAGAUCAAAGACAGCAGCACUGGCAAAAUGACCGGGCAAGCAACUGGAGUAGAACAGGAGAAGAAUUCCGAAGGCGAUGCCCUCCUUGAAUACAGCACCUUCAACUUCUGGAGAGCUCCUAUUGCCAGCAUCCACUCCUUUGAACUGGACUUGCUUUAAGCCCAAGACUUCUCUCCCACCACCUUGCCCUCACUGCCUUCCCUUUCAAGCCCCUUCCUUUCCACCCUUUUCUCCUAUUAAUCUUGCUCUUUCCUCUCCAUUGUGUUGAGGUGGUGCUGAUGAAUCUGCCAGAGUUGUGUUGUAUUUAUUUAUUUAUGUAUUUAUUUAUCUUACUGGUUUCUCUCAAGAGCCCUUAAGCCACAAAGGAAAGGGUUCAAGGAAUGGAGUAUUGAUUGGAUCACAGGGAUCCCCCCCCCCCCCAUGAUAAUUCAGAAAACAGGCCUGGUGGAGGCACCAGAGAGUAGCACAGUAGUACAAAAUGGAGGAUUUUUUUUUUUUUUUUACUUCAUUUUAAACAGCUUUAGAAAUUGCUCAAACUUAAUUUCCUGCUCUGGAUCAGUAAACACAAAUCUUUCUUCCAGGGUUGAUGAAGAAACCUUACAAGUUUUCAUUUGAGAUUAUCGGAUUUCUAAAAGGCUAUGCUAUGUCUUUUGCUAUUUGAUCCUACUCCUUGUAAUACACUUUCUCUCAGAGAAACUGGGGGUAGUUAAAAAAGUAUAAAACAAGAGGAAAUAAUACAUCAUGGAAAAACGAAAAUAGGGGACAGCAUUGAAUCAUUUUAGAAAUAAGUACAUUCUCAAAAGGUUGUACCUUCUUCAAGCCUACUCACUUUGUAAUUUUGCCCAUAACUCAAAACUCUUGAGGAAAAUGACUCCAAGUUCACUUCUUAAGACACGAUCUUUCUGACUACGAUAACUUGUUAGGUUUUGAUUCCGUUUCUAAAAGGCAGAGUUUGGUCUUUAGUAUUAUAGUCUUGCCCAGCAUCUGCAAUGUAUGAUACUGAUCAAUGAGCCUCAGGCACAAUUCUUCAGCUUUGAGACCAUGAAACAAUCACAUAAUGACCUUACACCUUGUCCCCUCAUUCCAAAAUUAUUGCCGCUGAUUUGUGCUGCCAUCCACUCAUUUCUUUAAUAAAGGCAUUCAAUCCCA